CGCCCCUCACAGGCCGCCGCCGCGUGGAAACUCGCGAGAUCCGCCCGCUCCGCCCCCUUGUUUGGAGCCGGAGGUGGCGCCGUGUGGGUCCGAAAUGGACCUGAUCUUAGAAGAUGCAGUGCACUAGAUGUGGUGUUUGGAACAGAAUUAGUCAUGGCAUCAGAACUAUGUAAAACAAUCUCUGAGGCAAAGCUGGAAAAGCACAAGAAUUUGUUCCUAAAUUACAGAAAUCUGCAUCAUUUUCCUUUGGAGUUACUGAAGGAUGAGGGGCUGCAGUACUUGGAGAGACUUUAUAUGAAACGAAAUUCUCUGACCACAUUGCCAGAAAACCUUGCACAGAAGCUUCCAAACCUCGUGGAAUUGUACCUUCAUUCAAAUAACAUAGUUGUUGUACCUGAAGCCAUUGGCUCCCUCGUUAAACUGCAGUUUCUGGACCUAAGUGAUAAUGCCCUUGAAAUUGUGUGUCCAGAGAUCGGUCGCCUGAGAUCUUUACGUCAUCUUCGUUUGGCUAACAACCAGCUGAAAUAUUUACCUGCAGAGGUUGGAGAUCUGAGGGAGCUGCAAACACUGGAUAUUUCAACCAAUCGCUUGAUAACGUUACCCGAAAGGCUGCAUAUGUGCCUCUCACUGCAAUACCUGACUGCAGACCGGAACCACCUGUGGUACGUUCCCCGCCAUCUGUGCCAGCUCCCAAGCCUCAACGAGCUCUCCAUGGCUGGGAACCGCCUUGCAUUUCUGCCUCUGGAUUUAGGUCGGUCACGGGAGCUACAAUAUGUUUAUGUGGAUAACAACAUUCAUCUCAAAGGCCUUCCAUCGUUUCUGUAUAAUAAAGUCAUUGGUUGCAGCGGAUUCAGAAUUAAUGUCAGUUUAAGGAGGAUUACUGCAGCUGCCAGCUCUUCUCCUUUUGCAACAAAUGUUCUAUUAAUUGCUGACUUUCAGUAUUUGCAUGUUAAGCCAGAAGUCGGUGCAGUUAUUCUGAAGGAGUUUAUAAUGAUAAUCUGUGGUUCUCCAAUUCAAGUUUCAGAGGUGAAACUGCUUUCUUUUUCAUCGGGACAGUUAACUGUGUUCCUGCCAGCAGAGGUGAAGUCUAUAGGGACAGAAACAGAUCGUGUGCUGCCUUUGCAAGAAUUGGCAAUGAGGACCCUCUAUAACACUUACUACGUGUAUUUGAAAGAUUUGAAUUUUCUUACUCCAAUCUCACUACCAAAAAGCCUCUUGGAAUUGUUGCACUGUCCCUUGGGACACUGUCACCGCUGUAGCCAACCGAUGUUUACCAUUGUCUACCCAAAGCUCUUUCCCUUAAGGGAAACUCCAAUGGCAGGAUUGCAUCAAGGGAGGACAACUGUUAGUUUUGUGGCAUACUGCUGCUCCACCCAGUGUCUGCAGACUUUUGACCUACUGAGUUGAUAAACAUUUUAAACUACUCAGGAGUGCUGCCAGUUUAAAGCUGCAUUAGACAUCGUAUCCCGUUGGUACUGGAAUACAGUGUGUGUGCCAAAGCAGCAGAAGUGCCCAGUUGGGAACAUUAAGAGGCACUUAAAUCCUGUCCUAUCAAAUUUGGAUGAGGUGCAGAAACUUUUUCAGAAGUGUAAAUAUCAAGUUCUUAAGAGCAUUAGCUUCUCUCAUCAAAGACAGCGUACAAACCAGAUGUAUUUUUGCGUUCUAAGCCCCAAGAUUUGCAGUGUGUUUCAAAUGUGACUGCCUUCAGGUGGAUCCACUGAGUCCUCUGGGGCAGUUUUCGUUCCUCUAACAGUGUCAAACUGACUUAUAAUUAAAAAAAUACAUGCCCAAACAGUUUCUGUUUAUUGCUCCCAUCUUUUACGUUCUACAUUUGGAUUCAGAUGUGUGAAUCUAAGCCUGUACACGCCUUUGAAGGAGCCCUGUGAAUUUCUCAUUGAACUUAGUUUUGUUUUAUUUCUCUCAAUAUUUUUCUCUCAAUAUUUUCCUCCACAGAGUUAUCCUAGUUUUAUACCAAGUCUUUAACAGGCAACCAUGCUAUUUAAAUUAAUGUAUUUAAGGCAAAUUUUUGGUUCUGGUAUUACUAUGAGCUGUGCUGAUUCCACUGGAGUACCUGGGAUAUGUCUGGAGACUGAAGGUGCUGUUUGAGUAACAAAGGCCUAUACUGAUAUCUACAGUAAGUGAUGUUGCUCUGGUGUGUUGGCUGAUGAUUUUAAUUUUCAUCACUUAUGUGCUUUAUUUUUAAUAAAAACAAGUUUCCCUUUUGCUGUGUUCCAAAUUCUUCAGGAACAAGACAUUAAGUACAAAUUUCACUUGGAAAAAAUAGUAAUGUAAAUAUUUAUCCCUAUUUACUCUAUUUUGACACUUGCAGCCAGUAGACCUGCACAGAGUUGGUCUUCAUUGCUCAAGGUUCUGCAUUUGAUUGGUGAGAGCUUCUCUCUGUGGAGUGUGUUAACCUUAGAGGAGGCUGGAGAAGGGGAGGGAUGGAAGUACGUUUAUGUCCAUGGGUAGGCAUACAUACAUACUUACAUGCCUUCACUAAAGAGCUGUGAUAAAAUCUUUUAGUGUAUAUUCUACACUGUUCAUACUCAUUUUAAAGGACAAAAAAUGUUUGGUUUUUUUUCAUAAAGAUUUUCUUUAUAAAAAAGCAGUUUAAAUAGUUAUCCUUUUUUUUACUUGCUUUCCCAUACAUAAACUUUUAAUAUAUUUAUUUAAAAUAAUUAGUUAUAAGCUCUUUGUUGACCUAGCAGUGUUCUGCUCUGUGCAGGAGUUAUAUGCUGAAAUAAAUCUGAAUGAAAAAGCUAGAAAGAUAUCGAGAUAGAGAAGUGUCCUUGGUAGUGUAUUAGCACUAUCUUGUGAUGAGGUGUGCAUAGUUUGGAGGGAGGAGGCACCAAAAUGUUUUCCUUGUGCCAGAGAAGCAUUUGUUCCUAUUGCAGGCUUCAUGGCAUCUCUUCAAUAAACAGAGGAUCUUAAGAGCUUGAAAGAGCACCAAAAGGACGGUUAUUGAGGGUGGAAUUUCUGGGUUGUGCAUGUUACUUGUAAAAAGUGUUGCUGGUUUUAUUGGGUUGAUCUUUUUAGGGAGUUAAAUUAGCAUUAAGAAAUGUAGAACUUAAUCCUUCAGGAAUGCGAGUAUCAUCUACUCGAAGAAUUGUGAAACUUUCUAAAAUAAAUCCCGUUUAAUAAAUUUACUUUGCAGUAGGGGAAAGAGCCGUUGCCAAACGGACUUGUUUUUUACUACUGGAUUUCUUACUGUCACUGGACUAAUUUUGUUUCAAUGCUGGUAUCCCCAGCAGGCCUUCCCACACAGUGGGGUUUACAAAACAAAAUUUAUCUUCAGCUGUUUUUUCUUCAGAACUGCACAUUUGAAAUGCAGAGUACCCAUGUACAGUAUCUGCCUAUGUCAGAAGGGUGCAGGUGUAGUGCAGGAGCCAGUAUUCUUAAUGGUUGGACAACUACAGUAGUGGUACGAAGACAAGUUUUGAGAACAAUUGUAUAAUUGGGAGUUUCUGUUAUUAUUUUUACUGUCAUCUUUUGUAAUGUUUGAGGGAGGAAUUUUGUUGGAAGUUUGUUCUCUUUUUGUAGAAACUCACAGACUUUAAAACCAAGUAUUGCCAAACUUAAUCAUAAAUUGAAUUUUAUUUUAGAAUUAAAUCUUUUGAUCAACUGAAGGACACCACUGUUUGUUUGAUUUGGAGUCAGAUGGUAAGAGUAGAGCUUGGCUUUCAUUUAUUUUCUUCCCAUAAUCAUUUUUCAAUUCAUAUCAGUCUAUUAUUGUCUGCAAGUGCAGUUCAGCAGAAGAAAUUCCAGUCUGUUCUAUAAGCAGGAUGAAUCUUAACUAACAUUUUAAUAGAUGAUAUUUCAAGAAUGGAAUGUUCAAUGAAUAAAUGACUUAAACAUGCAAUUGAAGCUGAAAUGUCAUAUUCUAUUUUUAUGGGAAAAAAAGGAAGAGGAAAGCCAAUAUAUAGACUGAAGACGCAGCUUAAUUCCAAGUUUCUUUGAUGUUUUUGAUACAAACAGUGUUUGUAUUCAUCUGUAUCUGUGGGUGAUAUUGUCCUGGAUUAAAAUAACUCCAUUCUCACUGGUCCAAAUUCUUCUAAAGAAUCUCUGCUAUAAAAGUACUUCAUAACGGGUUAACAAGAGAGCCAGCUCUGCUGGUUGUGGGGAGGAGUGGGAGCUUGCUGCUGGUUGCACUGCAUCACUAGAUUCACAGUAUGAGGUUAAAUGCUUUCUGGCUUCUCUUUAAGGCAUUUAUUUCUUGAUAAUUUUUGAUUGCUCUUGUUGGUCAGCUCAGUUCACGUUCCGUUUCUCCUUGUACUGCAUAAAAAUCUGGUUUCAGCAGUUAAAAAAAAGACCCCUUUUUGUCAUAUAAAUAGAUCUCAAGACUUUGCUUAUGGUGGAAGCAGGAGAAACUUCUGAUUUAUUUUUUUCUAGGCGUAAUAAAGAGAGAGGUGUGAAGGAGGAUAGAGAUAACAUCAAGUUACAAACUUAUUGCUAUAAAUUUUUUCUGAGGGACAUUAACUCCUAUCGUGAUUAAAGAGCACGUGUUUACGUUUUGUUUGUUAUAUCAAGCGCUGUGUUAAUGAAAUGUAGACCCUGCAGAACUGUGCAUAUAGAUCUAACUUCUUGUUCUACCACAAAGAGGAAAAGGGGAGUCUCUGGCUUUGUGGAAAACUACUACUUGAGCACUUCUACACUGGCCCCUGUUACAUUUGAAGUAUUAUUCCUGGGAACCUUCCUGCUGCUGCUCCUUGGGGGGGAUGAGCGAUACCAGUAUCCUUUGCUGAGUGAAGAACAAGCUCUUAAAUCAGUAAGUGGGCAUUUUUCUCUUUCAGCCCAAUGCUCCUCAUGAGUUCUUAUGAAGUCCAUCACAAACUUUGCUUACUUCAUUGUGGUGAUCUUGGGCUGAGCAGACUGGAGCUGCUUUGAUUUGCCAAGUUGACUUCAGUUGUUACAAAUCAAAUUCUACUGAAUUCCUUUUUCUGGUAUGAAAGAGGACAAGCCUUGAAAUACCUGUGUGGUAACAGCACGUCAGGUUUUACUGACAGCACAGCCAGGCUGAAGACUGGAGAGUGGCAAACCUUGUUGUUGCAAGAUGUUACAGCGAACUUGUGCUGGAAGAGACUGAGUAAACUGAAUCCAGAGCUUUUAUUACUUUUUGUAUUACCAACCAAUUUUGUAAGAGACUGAAGGUCUGCUGGAACAACAUGGCAAGGUUCAAGUGAAGCCUUCACUGUUUUUACUGUAUGUCCCUUCCUUGGUUUACAACUUGAACGUGGAUUGCAAAGGAGUUUACUCUGUGUUUGUUGAAUGUAUGUUGCCUUUUUGCUCUGUAUUCACCAAGUUGUCAGUCAGUGUGAAGGUGAGCUUGGUAGAUUUUUUAUUUAAAGUUAGUGGUGCAAUUUAUUGUACGUCCUUGUUAAUAAAUCAUAUUUUUUAUACAA
This is a messenger RNA of Coturnix japonica (Japanese quail), 5399 nucleotides long. RefSeq names its product leucine rich repeat containing 28 (gene LRRC28). Gene Ontology annotation, molecular function: protein binding. Gene Ontology annotation, cellular component: cytoplasm. Lineage: Eukaryota; Metazoa; Chordata; Aves; Galliformes; Phasianidae. The record is from RefSeq and is a predicted model, not a curated record.